AUGGCAAUCGUAUUGUAUGACCCAACGAUACACGACAAACCGAAAGAGGACCCCGAGCGGUCGAAGCCCAACGAAGAUGAGAAGCCGGCUUCCAAUACCAUCGAUGCCCCUCUAGUCCACAAGAGUCUAGCAGAAAUUCUUGGCAUAAAAAAGAAAGUGGAGGGGGAGCAUCCUCGUGUGCCCGUCGUCUUGGAUCCCAAGCUCGCCAAGACCCUGCGGCCGCAUCAAGUAGCAGGCGUACAGUUCAUGUACGACUGUGUCACAGGCAAGGUGGACGAAAAGGCCAAUGGGUGCAUCAUGGCCGACGAAAUGGGCCUGGGCAAAACGUUACAGUGCAUCGCGCUCCUUUGGACGUUGUUGAAGCAGUCUCCCGAUGCCGGCAAGUCGACGAUACAAAAGGCAAUUGUCGUCUGUCCGGCCAGUCUAGUGAAGAAUUGGGCCAAUGAACUGGUCAAGUGGCUUGGUCCUAAUGCUGUCACGCCAUUUGCUAUUGAUGGCAAAGCCUCGAAAGAGGAGUUGACGCGCCAACUGAGACAGUGGGCGAUUGCCACUGGGCGCGCUGUCACUCGCCCUGUGAUCAUUGUAUCAUACGAAACCCUGCGACUAAAUGUCGAAGAGCUCAAGCACACUAAAAUUGGUUUGCUUUUCUGCGACGAGGGCCAUCGUUUGAAGAACGCCGACAGCAAUACAUUCGCUGGUCUCAACAGCCUGAACGUCACGCGGCGUGUCAUUUUGACAGGAACGCCGAUUCAAAACGACUUGACCGAGUACUUUUCCUUGAUCAGCUUCGCCAAUCCUAACUUGUUGGGCUCUCGCCUGGAGUUUCGUAAACGUUUUGAACUUCCGAUUCUACGGGGCCGCGACGCAGAUGCAUCGGAAGCCGAUCGCAAAAGGGGAGACGAAUGCACCACCGAGCUUUUGGGCAUCGUGAACAAAUUCCUCAUCCGCCGCACAAACGACAUACUGUCUAAGUAUUUGCCGGUCAAGUACGAGCACGUGGUUUUCUGCAACUUAGCACCGUUCCAGCUUGAUUUGUACAACUACUUCAUCACCAGUCCCGAAAUCCAGGCUUUACUCCGUGGCAAGGGAAGUCAGCCACUGAAAGCCAUCAACAUUCUCAAGAAGCUCUGUAACCAUCCAGACUUGUUGAACAUCAGUGAAGAUUUACCAGGCUCAGAAAAGUGCUUCCCAGACGACUUCGUUCCAAGGGAAGCUCGCGGGCGCGAUCGCGAUGUCAAGCCCUGGUAUUCGGGCAAGAUGCAAGUAUUGGACCGCAUGCUGGCGAGAAUUCGCCAAGACACAAACGACAAGAUUGUGCUUAUCAGCAACUAUACAUCCACUCUUGAUCUUUUCGAAAGGCUAUGUCGCUCUCGCCAGUACGGAAGUCUCAGAUUGGAUGGUACGAUGAAUGUGAACAAGCGACAGAAACUGGUUGACCGCUUCAACGACCCAGAGGGCGACGAGUUUGUUUUUCUACUCAGUAGCAAGGCUGGUGGCUGUGGUAUCAAUCUUAUUGGCGCCAAUCGGCUGAUUCUCUUCGACCCGGACUGGAAUCCCGCUGCCGAUCAGCAGGCGCUGGCCCGUGUUUGGCGUGAUGGACAGAAGAAGGAUUGUUUCGUGUACCGCUUCAUUGCGACAGGCACGAUUGAGGAGAAGAUCUUCCAGCGCCAAUCGCACAAACAGAGUCUAUCAUCGUGCUUGGUAGACUCAGCCGAGGACGUUGAGCGGCACUUCUCCCUCGAUAGCCUCCGGGAGCUUUUCCAGUAUCAGCCAAACACCAAGAGCGACACGCACGAUACGUUCAAAUGCAAGAGAUGCAAGCCAGAUGGCAGGCAGUACAUCAAAGCACCGGCCAUGCUGUACGGCGAUACGAGCACGUGGAAUCACUGCGUCAACGAAGGGUUGAAGAAGAUACAGGACCUGCUCCUCCGCCAGGAGUGCGGAGAGGAUGUCAUUUCGGCCGUUUUCCAGUACAUUUCACAUUGA
Emericellopsis cladophorae is the source of this 1986-nucleotide messenger RNA. RefSeq lists its product as uncharacterized. Bases 1 to 1986 code for a protein of 661 amino acids. Gene Ontology annotation, cellular component: nucleus. Gene Ontology annotation, biological process: reciprocal meiotic recombination; double-strand break repair via synthesis-dependent strand annealing. The record is from RefSeq and is a predicted model, not a curated record. The transcript has a single exon. Lineage: Eukaryota; Fungi; Ascomycota; Sordariomycetes; Hypocreales; Bionectriaceae. Gene Ontology annotation, molecular function: ATP binding; ATP-dependent chromatin remodeler activity; DNA translocase activity.